This is a messenger RNA of Arabidopsis thaliana (thale cress), 1327 nucleotides long. RefSeq names its product MYB-like 2 (gene MYBL2). The transcript is spliced from 2 exons. Gene Ontology annotation, cellular component: nucleus. The record is from RefSeq and is marked reviewed. Gene Ontology annotation, molecular function: DNA binding. Bases 519 to 1064 code for a protein of 181 amino acids. Lineage: Eukaryota; Viridiplantae; Streptophyta; Magnoliopsida; Brassicales; Brassicaceae. Gene Ontology annotation, biological process: regulation of DNA-templated transcription; DNA-templated transcription.
CGACACACUUCCACAUUCAUGAUUCCACAAAUUCUAAUGGAUUUGAACAAAUAUGGGACCAAUUUUUAUUUGUUUCAACUCCUAAAUGUGGGACCAAUUAACAAGGUUGAUGUAUUCUUCUUGUUCUUCCUCGUUCAUUAAUAGUUUGAUUGAGCAUGCACGCUUCUCUCAACCCACCAGUCCAAGUCAAACCUCCUCAAGCCAUCCCCUAAUCCUAUAUAUCAGUUUCUUCUCGCAAACCACCUCACAAUCUAUCAACAGUUUUAAAAAAAGACAUAACUCAACCAAUCUCACUUUGAAAAAGACAUGAACAAAACCCGCCUUCGUGCUCUCUCCCCACCUUCCGGUAACUAUUUUCUCUUUAAACAGUAUUAAUCAUGUGUUUUGCUAUUCACAUCACCAAAUUAUUCAUAGUUUAAAGAGGUCGAUGUAGAAUUCAUAGAUAUACAUGUGUACAUACGUGACUUUGUGACGAUAUAUCGUUUUAAUUUGUUAAAUUUUGAUCCCUUCUCUUAGGUAUGCAACACCGUAAGAGAUGUCGAUUGAGAGGUCGAAACUACGUAAGGCCAGAAGUUAAACAACGCAACUUCUCAAAAGAUGAAGACGAUCUCAUCCUCAAGCUUCAUGCACUUCUUGGCAAUAGAUGGUCAUUGAUAGCGGGAAGAUUGCCAGGACGAACCGACAACGAAGUUAGGAUCCAUUGGGAAACUUACCUAAAAAGGAAGCUCGUAAAAAUGGGAAUCGACCCAACCAAUCAUCGUCUCCACCAUCACACCAACUACAUUUCUAGACGUCACCUCCAUUCUUCACAUAAGGAACAUGAAACCAAGAUUAUUAGUGAUCAAUCUUCUUCGGUAUCCGAAUCAUGUGGUGUAACAAUUUUGCCCAUUCCAAGUACCAAUUGCUCGGAGGAUAGUACUAGUACCGGACGAAGUCAUUUGCCUGACCUAAACAUUGGUCUCAUCCCGGCCGUGACUUCUUUGCCAGCUCUUUGCCUUCAGGACUCUAGCGAAUCCUCUACCAAUGGUUCAACAGGUCAAGAAACGCUUCUUCUAUUCCGAUGAGAAAUGGUGUAUUUGUUUGUACACAUUUGUUAUAUUACAAAUGCACAUAUUAUAAUAUUCACUAGAGAGAUGGUAUAACGAUGUUUGAAAUAUGUUAAUCCUGAAUUGGACCGGCUGGUCAUUGAACAACUAUUCUCUUAAAUGUCCGGUUCUGUUUUCAGUGAUUAGUAUUAUAGUAGAUCGUUAAUAACUAACCGACGAUAACCGCUGCUUAUUUGAUCAAUCAAGCUGUAAGAAAUUAUAGCUAAUACAGCAAUGUUAAC